AUGCCUGUUUGCAUCCUUCAAUCUUUCCAGACAUGUGGGUACGGGGUAUCUCCAUUUGAGUAUGCACUUGGGGAAUCUGGAGGAAGCCUACAGUUGGCCAUUGUAAAUGCACAGAUAAAGUGGCCAGCUGGGCCUAGUCCUCCAUAUCCAGAUGCUCUUCAUCAGUUUGUGACAUGGAUGCUCCAGCCGCAAGCCACAGUUCGGCCUUGUAUAGACGAUAUCAUCAUUCAUGUUGACAAGUUGAUCUCCAAGUACUCCAAGUGAAGAAGUUGGAAGGAAAAAAGCGUUGGAUUAGUUCACAGGUGUACCAUCCACAUCACCAUAUUUUCAGCAUGUUGGUUAUCAAAGUCUUUACUGUACAUUAGACAUUUUAGUGUGAAAAUGUGAUCAGUGAAGCUAUAAUCAGUGUCUUGCUUUUUGUUACUCAUGUUGGGAGUAGUUUUGGUGAUUGUCCGUUGGUUUAAUGCUGAUGUAUUAUCUGAACACAGCUAUUUAUUGCCCUUUG
Molecule: messenger RNA, 505 nt
Organism: Ilex paraguariensis (yerba mate)
Lineage: Eukaryota; Viridiplantae; Streptophyta; Magnoliopsida; Aquifoliales; Aquifoliaceae
Source: the annotation of a GenBank genome assembly